Molecule: messenger RNA, 1199 nt
Organism: Rosa chinensis
Lineage: Eukaryota; Viridiplantae; Streptophyta; Magnoliopsida; Rosales; Rosaceae
Product: glycerol-3-phosphate acyltransferase 9-like
Exons: 3
Coding region: 560-1066 (168 amino acids)
Biological process (GO): triglyceride biosynthetic process
Cellular component (GO): endoplasmic reticulum
Molecular function (GO): glycerol-3-phosphate O-acyltransferase activity
Source: RefSeq, a predicted model, not a curated record
UGGAUAGGUUGGUAAGUGCUAUUGCUAAUAUUGUUAUUUAUUGGAAUUCCAUUUUUGAAAGUGUUUCUGCCAAAACCUCCAAGGAAACUUGAGUCACUUUCAUGCACAGAGUUCUAUACUUGUCUGUAUCAUUGAAACGUCGAGUUAGAUUUGCCCGAUUUAUGUAGUGUAAUUACUUCAAUUAUCCAUCUUACAUGUAAGUUCCUCAGGCCUCUGAUGGAAGUGAAGUUUUCUGGCUUUGUGUGAUUUUAUUUUAUUUUCAUGGUUUAGAAAAUGAAUUUAGUAGUGUUACCAUAUUUUUUCUUGUACAUCAAUGAAUCAUUUGUAAAAGUGGCCAAGUGAAGAGCCAGGUUUUGGCCUUUUGGAUCUAUGCUAUUUUUGUUUACCACAAAUAAUAACAGUCAGGAAUGGGAAAAAUCUAAGUUCGCAUUUUGCAUAUAAUAAAUGGAGUCCUUAUGAUUUUUAUUUUCUUGGAGAAAGAUGAAAUCAAACUGAUUAUUAUCUCUGUUUAUGCCUCACAUGAAGGAUUGUUGCAAAAAAUUAUUUUGGAGAGUGUGGGAUGUAUCUGGUUCAAUCGUUCAGAAUCAAAGGGUUGGGAAAUUGUUGCGAAGAAGUAAGUAUAAAUAGAAAGAGCAUGCUGGAUUUCUGUAUUAAGUUGUUGCCCAUGUUGGUAUAUGAACUUGUACAGUUUUAUCUCUUUUUCAGAUUAAGGGAUCAUGUGGUGGGGCCUGACAAUAACCCUUUCCUUAUAUUUCCCGAAGGAACUUGUGUAAACAAUCACUACACUGUUAUGUUUAAGAAGGGUGCAUUUGAGCUUGGCUGCUCAGUUUGCCCUGUCGCAAUUAGGUACAAUAAAAUUUUUGUUGAUGCAUUCUGGAACAGCAGAAAGCAAUCCUUCACAAUGCAUCUGCUACAGCUUAUGAUAUCAUGGGCUGUUGUUUGUGAUGUGUGGUAUUUGGAGCCCGAAAAUAUGAAGCCUGGGGAGACUGCCAUUGAAUUUGCAGAGGUAACUAGUCUUUCCUGGGCUUGUAUUAAGAACAAAGUGCCUUGCCUCAGGUCGGUCUGAUCUUGUUUUAUCUCCACCAUUUUGGAUACUUCAUUGCAGGGUCAGGGACAUAAUUUCUAUUCGAGCAGGACUUAAGAAGGUCCCAUUAUUUCAGGCUAUGGAGUAUUUAUUAGUGUGUAGGGAGCAAGGAGGU